This is a messenger RNA of Saimiri boliviensis boliviensis (Bolivian squirrel monkey), 8784 nucleotides long. Lineage: Eukaryota; Metazoa; Chordata; Mammalia; Primates; Cebidae. The record is from RefSeq and is a predicted model, not a curated record.
ACCCUGCAAGCGGCUUCUAUCUCCUACUUGUUCCUCUGGUGAGCUAGGUUGCUCAAACUUGAAAAAAAAAAAAUGCCUAAACUCCUGCAAGGCAUCAUCACUGUCAUCGAUGUUUUCUACCAAUAUGCCACUAAGUAUGGGGAGUAUGAUAUGUUGAACAAGGCAGAGCUGAAAGAACUUUUGGAAAAUGAGUUUCAUCAAAUUCUGAAGAAUCCAAAUGAUCCAGAUACUGUGGAGCUCAUCUUGAAAAGUCUGGAUCGAGAUCAUAACAAGAAAGUGGAUUUUACUGAGUAUCUUCUGAUGAUAUUCCAGCUGGUUCAGGCUCGUAAUAAAAUCAUUGGCAAAGAUUACUACCAAGCUUCAGGGUCAAAGCUGAGAGACGACAGUCACCAGCACCAAGAGGAACAAGAUGAAACAGAAGAAGAGGAGGAAAAAGGGCAAGAAGCCUCUUCCAGUCAUUCAAGUUGGAGUGCAGGAGAGAACGAUUCCUAUUCCAGGAACUCCAGAAGAAGCAAGAAACAUAGGCCUAAAUCCAUAUGCAGAAGCCUGCAUUACCAAAGAAACUUCUCUACGUCAUCUAGGGGCGAACGACACGGAUCUAGCUCAGGUCAGUCUUCCGCCUAUGGUCAGCAUGGGUCUGGCUCCCGUCAGUCUUCGGGGCGCGGCCGACACGGGUCUGGAUCUGGCCAGUCUCCUAGCCCUAGCCGCGGCCGACAUGGAUCUGGUUCCAGGCAGUCUUCCAGCCACGGCCCCCAUGGCUCUGGCUCAGGGCGCUCUUCCAGCCGUGGCCCACAUGAGUCUGGCUCGGGCCACUCUUCUGGCCUAGGUCAGCAUGAGUCCCGUUCAGGACAGUCCUCUGGUUACACUCAACGCGGAUCUAGCUCGGGUCACUCCCCUAGCCACGGACAGCAUGGUUCUGCAUCAGGACAGUCAUCAAGCUGUGGACAACAUGGAGCUAGCUCAGGUCAGUCCUCCAGCUAUGGCCAUCAUGGCUCGGGCUCAAGUCAGUCUUCUGGCUAUGGCCGACACGGCUCUGGAUCUGGCCAGUCUCCUAGCCGCGGCCGACAUGGGUCCGGCUCAGGACACCCCGGCCAACGUGGGUCCUCUUCCAGCCACGGCCAACACGGCUCUGGCUCAGGUUCUUCUUCCAGCCGAGGCCCAUAUCAGUCUGGCUCAGGCCACUCUUCUGGCUUCGGUCAACAUGAGUCUAGCUCAGGACAGUCCUCUGGUUAUAGUCAGCACGGAAGUGGCUCGGGGUACACCUCUAGCCACGGACAACACAGUUCCACGUCAGGACAGUCCUCCAGCUUUGGCCAGGAGGGAUCUAGCUCGGGGCAGUCUUCCAGCUACGGUCAGCAUGGCUCUGGCUCACAUCAGUCUUCGGGCCGCGGCCGACACGGGUCUGGAUCCGGACAGUCCUCUGGUUAUAGUCAGCAUGGUUCUGGCUCAGGUCACUCGUCUAGCCAUGGACAACACGGUUCCACGUCAGGGCAGUCUUCCAGCUUUGGCCCAUAUCAGUCUGGCUCAGGCCACUCUUCUGGCUUCGGUCAACAUGAGUCUAGCUCAGGACAGUCCUCUGGUUACAGUCAGCAUGGAUCUGGCUCAGGUCACUCCUCUGGCUACGGCCAACAUGGUUCUAGCUCAGGAGCGUCAUCUAGGGGCGAACGACACAGAUCUAGCUCAGGUCAGUCUUCCACCUAUGGUCAGCAUGGGUCUGGCUCCCGUCAGUCUUCGGGGCGCGGCCGACACGGGUCUGGAUCUGGCCAGUCUUGUAGUCCUAGCCGCGGCCGACAUGGAUCUGGUUCCGGGCAGUCUUCCAGCCACGGCCCCCAUGGCUCUGGCUCAGGGCGCUCUUCCAGCCGUGGCCCACAUGAGUCUGGCUCGGGCCACUCUUCUGGCCUAGGUCAGCAUGAGUCCCGUUCCGGACAGUCCUCUGGCUACACUCAACGCGGAUCUAGCUCGGGUCACUCCUCUAGCCACGGACAGCAUGGUUCUGCAUCAGGACAGUCAUCAAGCUGUGAACAACAUGGAGCUAGCUCAGGUCAGUCCUCCAGCUAUGGCCACCAUGGCUCGGGCCCAAGUCAGUCUUCUGGCUAUGGCCAACACGGCUCUGGAUCUGGUCAGUCUCCUAGCCGCGGCCGACAUGGGUCCGGCUCAGGACAUUCCUCUGGUUAUAGUCAGCACGGAAGUGGCUCAGGGUACACCUCUAGCCACGGACAACACGGUUCCACAUCAGAGCAGUCCUCCAGCUUUGGCCAGAAGGGAUCUAGCUCAGGGCAGUCUUCCGGCUACGGUCAGCAUGGCUCUGGCUCACAUCACUCAGGACAGUCCUCUGGUUAUAGUCAGCACGGAAGUGGCUCGGGGUACACCUCUAGCCACGGACAACACGGUUCCACGUCAGGACAUUCCUCCAGCUUUGGCCAGGAGGGAUCUAGCUCGGGGCAGUCUUCCAGCUACGGUCAGCAUGGCUCUGGCUCACAUCAGUCUUCGGGCCGCGGCCGACACGGGUCUGGAUCCGGUGUGGGGCACUCUUCCAGCCACGGCCCACACGGCUCUGGCUCAGGGACUUCUUCCAGCCGUGGCCCCUAUGGGUCUGGCUCUGGCCACUCUUCCGGCUAUGGCCAACACGAGUCUGGCUCAGGACAGUCCUCUGGUUAUAGUCAGCAUGGUUCUGGCUCAGGUCACUCCUCUAGCCAUGGACAACAUGGUUCCACGUCAGGACAGUCCUCAAGCUUUGGCCAGAAGGGAUCUAGCUCAGGGCAGUCUUCCGGCUACGGUCAGCAUGGCUCUGGCUCACAUCAGUCUCGGGGCCACAGCCGACAUGGGUCCGGGUCCGCUUCCGGCCGGUCUCCUAGCCCCGGCCAACGUGGGUCCUCUUCUAACCACAGCCAACACGGUUCUGGCUCAGGUUCUUCUUCCAGCCGAGGCCCGUAUCAGUCUGGCUCAGGCCACUCUUCUGGCUUCGGUCAACAUGAGUCUAGCUCAGGACAGUCCUCUGGUUACAGUCAGCAUGGAUCUGGCUCAGGUCACUCCUCUGGCUACGGCCAACAUGGUUCUAGCUCAGGAGCGUCAUCUAGGGGCGAACGACACGGAUCUAGCUCAGGUCAGUCUUCCGCCUAUGGUCAGCAUGGGUCUGGCUCCCGUCAGUCUUCGGGGCGCGGCCGACACGGGUCUGGAUCUGGCCAGUCUCGUAGUCCUAGCCGCGGCCGACAUGGAUCUGGUUCCGGGCAGUCUUCCAGCCACGGCCCCCAUGGCUCUGGCUCAGGGCGCUCUUCCAGCCGUGGCCCACAUGAGUCUGGCUCGGGCCACUCUUCUGGCCUAGGUCAGCAUGAGUCCCGUUCAGGACAGUCCUCUGGCUACAAUCAACGCGGAUCUAGCUCGGGUCACUCCUCUAGCCACGGACAGCAUGGUUCUGCAUCAGGACAGUCAUCAAGUUGUGGACAACAUGGAGCUAGCUCAGGUCAGUCCUCCAGCUAUGGCCACCAUGGCUCGGGCUCAAGUCAGUCUUCUGGCUAUGGCCAACACGGCUCUGGAUCUGGCCAGUCUCCUAGCCGCGGCCGACAUGGGUCCGGCUCAGGACAGUCUUCCGGCUACGGCCAACACGGCUCUGGCUCAGGUUCUUCUUCCAGUCGUGGCCCCUAUGGGUCUGGCUCUGGCCACUCUUCCGGCUAUGGCCAACACGAGUCUGGCUCAGGACAGUCCUCUGGUUAUAGUCAGCAUGGUUCUGGCUCAGCUCACUCGUCUAGCCAUGGACAACACGGUUCCACGUCAGGGCAGUCCUCCAGCUUUGGCCAGAAGGGAUCUAGCUCAGGGCAGUCUUCCGGCUACAGUCAGCAUGGCUCUGGUUCACAUCAGUCUCAGGGCCACGGCCGACACGGGUCCGGGUCCGCUUCCGGCCGGUCUCCUAGCCCCGGCCAACGUGGGUCCUCUUCCAGCCACGGCCAACACGGCUCUGGCUCAGGUUCUUCUUCCAGCCGAGGCCCGUAUCAGUCUGGCUCAGGCCACUCUUCUGGCUUCGGUCAACAUGAGUCUAGCUCAGGACAGUCCUCUGGUUAUAGUCAGCACAGAAGUGGCUCGGGGUACACCUCUAGCCACGGACAACACAGUUCCACGUCAGGACAGUCCUCCAGCUUUGGCCAGGAGGGAUCUAGCUCGGGGCAGUCUUCCAGCUACGGUCAGCAUGGCUCUGGCUCACAUCAGUCUUCGGGCCGCGGCCGACACGGGUCUGGAUCCGCUGCGGGGCACUCUUCCAGCCACGGCCCACACGGCUCUGGCUCAGGUUCUUCUUCCAGCCGUGGCCCCUAUGGGUCUGGCUCUGGCCACUCUUCCGGCUACGGCCAACACGAGUCUGGCUCAGGACAGUCCUCUGGUUAUAGUCAGCAUGGUUCUGGCUCAGGCCACUCUUCUGGCUUCGGUCAACAUGAGUCUAGCUCAGGACAGUCCUCUGGUUACAGUCAGCAUGGAUCUGGCUCAGGUCACUCCUCUGGCUACGGCCAACAUGGUUCUAGCUCAGGAGCGUCAUCUAGGGGCGAACGACACAGAUCUAGCUCAGGUCAGUCUUCCACCUAUGGUCAGCAUGGGUCUGGCUCCCGUCAGUCUUCGGGGCGCGGCCGACACGGGUCUGGAUCUGGCCAGUCUCGUAGUCCUAGCCGCGGCCGACAUGGAUCUGGUUCCGGGCAGUCUUCCAGCCACGGCCCCCAUGGCUCUGGCUCAGGGCGCUCUUCCAGCCGUGGCCCACAUGAGUCUGGCUCGGGCCACUCUUCUGGCCUAGGUCAGCAUGAGUCCCGUUCCGGACAGUCCUCUGGCUACACUCAACGCGGAUCUAGCUCGGGUCACUCCUCUAGCCACGGACAGCAUGGUUCUGCAUCAGGACAGUCAUCAAGCUGUGAACAACAUGGAGCUAGCUCAGGUCAGUCCUCCAGCUAUGGCCACCAUGGCUCGGGCCCAAGUCAGUCUUCUGGCUAUGGCCAACACGGCUCUGGAUCUGGUCAGUCUCCUAGCCGCGGCCGACAUGGGUCCGGCUCAGGACAUUCCUCUGGUUAUAGUCAGCACGGAAGUGGCUCAGGGUACACCUCUAGCCACGGACAACACGGCCCAUAUCAGUCUGGCUCAGGCCACUCUUCUGGCUUCGGUCAACAUGAGUCUAGCUCAGGACAGUCCUCUGGUUAUAGUCAGCACGGAAGUGGCUCGGGGUACACCUCUAGCCACGGACAACACGGUUCCACGUCAGGACAUUCCUCCAGCUUUGGCCAGGAGGGAUCUAGCUCGGGGCAGUCUUCCAGCUACGGUCAGCAUGGCUCUGGCUCACAUCAGUCUUCGGGCCGCGGCCGACACGGGUCUGGAUCCGGUGUGGGGCACUCUUCCAGCCACGGCCCACACGGCUCUGGCUCAGGGACUUCUUCCAGCCGUGGCCCCUAUGGGUCUGGCUCUGGCCACUCUUCCGGCUAUGGCCAACACGAGUCUGGCUCAGGACAGUCCUCUGGUUAUAGUCAGCAUGGUUCUGGCUCAGGUCACUCCUCUAGCCAUGGACAACAUGGUUCCACGUCAGGACAGUCCUCAAGCUUUGGCCAGAAGGGAUCUAGCUCAGGGCAGUCUUCCGGCUACGGUCAGCAUGGCUCUGGCUCACAUCAGUCUCGGGGCCACAGCCGACAUGGGUCCGGGUCCGCUUCCGGCCGGUCUCCUAGCCCCGGCCAACGUGGGUCCUCUUCUAACCACAGCCAACACGGUUCUGGCUCAGGUUCUUCUUCCAGCCGAGGCCCGUAUCAGUCUGGCUCAGGCCACUCUUCUGGCUUCGGUCAACAUGAGUCUAGCUCAGGACAGUCCUCUGGUUACAGUCAGCAUGGAUCUGGCUCAGGUCACUCCUCUGGCUACGGCCAACAUGGUUCUAGCUCAGGAGCGUCAUCUAGGGGCGAACGACACGGAUCUAGCUCAGGUCAGUCUUCUGCCUAUGGUCAGCAUGGGUCUGGCUCCCGUCAGUCUUCGGGGCGCGGCCGACACGGGUCUGGAUCUGGCCAGUCUCGUAGUCCUAGCCGCGGCCGACAUGGAUCUGGUUCCGGGCAGUCUUCCAGCCACGGCCCCCAUGGCUCUGGCUCAGGGCGCUCUUCCAGCCGUGGCCCACAUGAGUCUGGCUCGGGCCACUCUUCUGGCCUAGGUCAGCAUGAGUCCCGUUCAGGACAGUCCUCUGGCUACAAUCAACGCGGAUCUAGCUCGGGUCACUCCUCUAGCCACGGACAGCAUGGUUCUGCAUCAGGACAGUCAUCAAGUUGUGGACAACAUGGAGCUAGCUCAGGUCAGUCCUCCAGCUAUGGCCACCAUGGCUCGGGCUCAAGUCAGUCUUCUGGCUAUGGCCAACACGGCUCUGGAUCUGGCCAGUCUCCUAGCCGCGGCCGACAUGGGUCCGGCUCAGGACAGUCUUCCGGCUACGGCCAACACGGCUCUGGCUCAGGUUCUUCUUCCAGUCGUGGCCCCUAUGGGUCUGGCUCUGGCCACUCUUCCGGCUAUGGCCAACACGAGUCUGGCUCAGGACAGUCCUCUGGUUAUAGUCAGCAUGGUUCUGGCUCAGCUCACUCGUCUAGCCAUGGACAACACGGUUCCACGUCAGGGCAGUCCUCCAGCUUUGGCCAGAAGGGAUCUAGCUCAGGGCAGUCUUCCGGCUACAGUCAGCAUGGCUCUGGUUCACAUCAGUCUCAGGGCCACGGCCGACACGGGUCCGGCUCGGGGCAGUCUUCCAGCUACGGUCAGCAUGGCUCUGGCUCACAUCAGUCUUCGGGCCGCGGCCGACACGGGUCUGGAUCCGCUGCGGGGCACUCUUCCAGCCACGGCCCACACGGCUCUGGCUCAGGUUCUUCUUCCAGCCGUGGCCCCUAUGGGUCUGGCUCUGGCCACUCUUCCGGCUACGGCCAACACGAGUCUGGCUCAGGACAGUCCUCUGGUUAUAGUCAGCAUGGUUCUGGCUCAGGUCACUCGUCUAGCCAUGGACAACACGGUUCCACGUCAGGGCAGUCUUCCAGCUUUGGCCAGAAGGGAUCUAGCUCAGGGCAGUCUUCCGGCUACGGUCAGCAUGGCUCUGGCUCACAUCAGUCUCGGGGCCACGGCCGACACGGGUCCGGGUCCGCUUCCGGCCGGUCUCCUAGCCCCGGCCAACGUGGGUCCUCUUCCAGCCACGGCCAACACGGCUCUGGCUCAGGUUCUUCUUCCAGCCAAGGCCCAUAUCAGUCUGGCUCAGGCCACUCUUCUGGCUUCGGUCAACAUGAGUCUAGCUCAGGACAGUCCUCUGGUUACAGUCAGCAUGGAUCUGGCUCAGGUCACUCCUCUGGCUACGGCCAACAUGGUUCUAGCUCAGGAGCGUCAUCUAGGGGCGAACGACACAGAUCUAGCUCAGGUCAGUCUUCCACCUAUGGUCAGCAUGGGUCUGGCUCCCGUCAGUCUUCGGGGCGCGGCCGACACGGGUCUGGAUCUGGCCAGUCUCGUAGUCCUAGCCGCGGCCGACAUGGAUCUGGUUCCGGGCAGUCUUCCAGCCACGGCCCCCAUGGCUCUGGCUCAGGGCGCUCUUCCAGCCGUGGCCCACAUGAGUCUGGCUCGGGCCACUCUUCUGGCCUAGGUCAGCAUGAGUCCCGUUCCGGACAGUCCUCUGGCUACACUCAACGCGGAUCUAGCUCGGGUCACUCCUCUAGCCACGGACAGCAUGGUUCUGCAUCAGGACAGUCAUCAAGCUGUGAACAACAUGGAGCUAGCUCAGGUCAGUCCUCCAGCUAUGGCCACCAUGGCUCGGGCCCAAGUCAGUCUUCUGGCUAUGGCCAACACGGCUCUGGAUCUGGUCAGUCUCCUAGCCGCGGCCGACAUGGGUCCGGCUCAGGACAUUCCUCUGGUUAUAGUCAGCACGGAAGUGGCUCAGGGUACACCUCUAGCCACGGACAACACGGCCCGUAUCAGUCUGGCUCAGGCCACUCUUCUGGCUUCGGUCAACAUGAGUCUAGCUCAGGACAGUCCUCUGGUUACAGUCAGCAGGGAUCUCGCUCAGGUCACUCCUCUGGCUACAGCCAACAUGGUUCUAGCUCAGGAGCGUCAUCUAGGGGCGAACGACACGGAUCUAGCUCAGGUCAGUCUUCCGCCUAUGGUCAGCAUGGGUCUGGCUCCCGUCAGUCUUCGGGGCACGGCCGACACGGGUCUGGAUCUGGCCAGUCUCCUAGCCCUAGCCGCGGCCGACCUGGAUCUGGUUCCAGGCAGUCUUCCAGCCACGGCCCACAUGGCUCUGGCUCAGGGCGCUCUUCCAGCCGUGGCCCACAUGCGUCUGGCUCGGGCCACUCUUCUGGCCUAGGUCAGCAUGAGUCCCGUUCAGGACAGUACUCUGGCUACACUCAACGUGGAUCUAGCUCGGGUCACUCCUCUAGCCACGGACAGCAUGGUUCUGCAUCAGGACAGUCAUCAAGUUGUGGACAACAUGGAGCUAGCUCAGGUCAGUCCUCCAGCUAUGGCCACCAUGGCUCCGGCUCAAGUCAGUCUUCUGGCUAUGGCCGACACGGCUCUGGAUCUGGCCAGUCUCCUAGCCGGGGCUGGUAUGAUUCUGGUUCAGGAGAGUCUUUUAGCCCUGGCCAACAUGGGACUGUCUCAGGGUAUUCUUCCAGCCACUACAGUGAACAUGGCUCUGGCUCUGAUCAGUCUUCCAGCUUUGGUCAGCAUGAGUUUGGAUUCCAGCAGCCUUCAGCCUUUGGACAAGACUGGUCUGGAUCUGUCCACUCUCCUAGCUGUCACCAACGUGGUCAACCUAGAAAUCAACCCAAAUAG